GGCCUGUGCUCUCCAGGCUGCGGACGCGCGAUGGGCAGCGGGAGCAGCCGGAGUGGCCGGGUCCUGAGGCGGCGACGCAGCCCCGACAUCCUCCCGGGGCCUCCAGGAGAGUCAGCUUCCGAGGGCGGCACUGUGGACCAGGCCCCGGGGGCCACGGCGCAAGAGGAGACUGGCUGCAACCCCGGCCCCGCAGCGCCCGCCGACGGCCGGGAGGAGACCCUGCGCCUGCUGGACCAGCUGCUGGCCGAGUCCGCGGCCUGGGGACCCCAGGAGCCGGCCCCGCGCGGCCCCAGCCGACUCCGACCCACCGCGCGCGAGGGCAGCGAGGUGUUCCCAGAACAGAAGGUUGAGGACCACCCCAAAGACAGUGGUGCUUCUGAGGCUCCAGGCAGCAGCCACAAGAGGACUGAGGGGCAGUCGACCAUCUCCUAUGACUAUUCUGAAGAGGAGCUGAUGGCCAGCAUUGAGCGGGAGUACUGCCGCUGAGCUGGCGGAGCAGACCUGGUCACUACUGACCAGGCCUUGUGUGAACUGUGCAGGAGACAGAGGGCACCACUUUUCUCCACCUAUGCCCAGCCAGAAUGGAACCACCUCUGGAAUACAGCUACGUCUGGAUCGUCUAAAACUGAACUUUUCAGAGUCUCAGUCAGUCCUGCUUGGCUGUUGCUGGUCUGGCAGACUGAGGCUGAGGACAAGCAGAUGCGGGGCCACAUGUCUGGGACCUUCCUCUCAUUCUGAAGGGUGGCCUGGCUGUGUGGUUUCCCUGGAGUCCUAACUGCUUCUCCAGGUGGGGGAAAGGUGAAUCCCUCUUGGUAUCUGUGCCACAGGCCUUUGGAAGAUUCCAUCAAGUGUGUCCUUAUUCUCCACACUAAGGUUUCUCCAAAGGAAGACAGUUAACUCCAUGUGCAUAUGAAUGGCCCAAGGAUAUAGUUGGCAGGCAGACCCUGAGUGCAUAGGUCUUGGUAGGGCCGAAGACUGCAUUUCUAACAGCUCUGAAGUAAGGGGCAGGCUGCAGGUGCAAGGACUAGGGCCUGAGUUUCAGACUUUUCCUUAGCUCUUCUCCAAGCCACAGCCUACCAGAUUCCCCUGGUGGGAUGUGAAAGGAAGAAGGCAGUGGGAGGGGAGCCACAGACGGCUCUGAAAUCCCAGCUAUUAUAUUAACUUGCCAUGGGAUGCAGAGCUCACCCUACUCUCUGGGCCUCAGUUUUCCUCUCUGAGCGAGAGUCCUGGAGGAUUUUGGAGGCCCUUCUAACCCUGUUGGUCUGGCAGUGUCCAAGUCCCAGAUGCCAUUGUGGUGUGUGCCACUGCCUAUAGAACUGCUCUGGCUUCCUUCUGGCCAGCAACCUGGCUGAUGUGGGCCUCUUCCCCUUCUCCCUGCUUGGGUGGAAGGUAGUCACAAUAUUGAAGCCAAAGGAGCCCUCACACAUUCCCAGUUGACAGAUGAGAAAAUAUAGAGGGCUUCUGAGGAAGGAGGGCAGGCUUCUGUGGGACCUUCAGGGUGAGUCUUGCUCAGGUGUGUAGAAAGCAGGAGGCAGCCCCACCUGAAGAGCUGGUGAGAGCAAUGGUACAAAAGAGUUCAGGGAGCCAUGAGCGCUGGCACAUGUCUGGAAUCUCAGCACUCAUCAGACCAAGGCAGGAGGAUCAUUGUGCGUUUGAGGCUUGACCAGGCUAGGUAGUGAAAUCCUGUCUCAAAAAAGAGUGUGAGGGUCAAGGGAACAGCUUUUGCUGAGGAAAGAACAGGUCUCACCUUAUGCUGCAUUCCCCACCAACACAGCAGCCUCUCUCAGUUCUUACCUCUCCUGAGAACCACUGCCAGCCUACACAUCCUCAGAACACAGCCUGGAGCCACA
Messenger RNA from Nannospalax galili (Upper Galilee mountains blind mole rat), 1850 nucleotides. RefSeq names its product cystin 1 (gene Cys1). NCBI's taxonomy places the organism in Eukaryota, Metazoa, Chordata, Mammalia, Rodentia, Spalacidae. The coding region runs from base 31 to 486 and encodes 151 amino acids. The record is from RefSeq and is a predicted model, not a curated record. The transcript has 3 exons.